Xyrauchen texanus (razorback sucker) is the source of this 2880-nucleotide messenger RNA. It is a transcript of the gene phospho1, whose product is annotated as phosphoethanolamine/phosphocholine phosphatase 1. Gene Ontology annotation, molecular function: phosphatase activity. Lineage: Eukaryota; Metazoa; Chordata; Actinopteri; Cypriniformes; Catostomidae. The record is from RefSeq and is a predicted model, not a curated record. Bases 70 to 1026 code for a protein of 318 amino acids. The transcript has 3 exons.
UGCACGUCACUGUGGUUCCAUGAGGCAGAAUCGGACCAUAAAUCUCCAGCACUUUUUAACAGGCGCAAGAUGCGCCGGGCAAACACAGUUGACUGCGGCGAGCUCGAGGCAAACAGAGGAGACAAAAAUAGCUGGAGAAAGAGACAUUUGUUCUGUUCUUCCCUUCUGUCCAUGAUGCGUGAAUCUGUCUUCAACUGUUGUGUUUCUCCACCCCAUCCCUCUGGAGGAGUGGAGGACCAUCAUCAACACGGCAGCAGAGCUCAGGCUCCGCCCCCUAAUGACAGUCGUUUCCUUAUAUUCUUUGACUUUGAUGAGACCCUGGUGGAUGAGUGCAGCGAUGAUUCUAUGGUUACCGUGUCACCUGGCGGGGUCCUGCCCUGCUGGUUAAAAGACACGUACCGCCCUGGUCGCUAUACAGAGUACAUGCAGCGUGUGCUGGGCUACCUUGCCGAACAGGGUGUCACCCCGGCAGCUAUUCGGGGCACAGUGGAAAAGCUCCCUCCCUGCCCUGGCAUUCCAGCUCUGAUGCGCUUUCUGCUUUCCCAGCCAUCGCAUAACUUUGAAGUCGUUUGUGUGUCUGACGCCAAUAUCAUCUUCAUCGAGACGUGGCUGCAGCACCUGGGUUUCCGCCCACUGUUUCUGCGCAUUUUCACAAACCCAUCACACUUUGAUGAUAAUGGGCAGCUGCAGCUUCGCCCCUUCCACUCCCAUGACUGCCUGCGGUGCCCAGUGAACAUGUGCAAAGCAGUGGUGGUGAGGCAGUAUGUGGCCCAGCGCAUCCGUGAGAGAGGUAGGCAGCCCUACCAGAAGAUUCUAUAUGUGGGCGAUGGGGCAAAUGACUUUUGCCCAUCACUCACUAUGUCACCAGGCGAUAUAGCAUUCCCACGGCGGGACUUCCCAAUGCACAAACUGAUCCAAGAGAUGGCGGAAGCCAAACCUGGAGAGUUCAAGGCCCAUGUGGUGCCCUGGGCCAGUGGAGAGGAUGUCAUCAACACACUCCAGAAGAUGUUGGAGGGGAGGCCCUAAAUAUAUUGCAUAUGACUAAAUUAGGUCCUAAAAAUGCAUACAGCUUUCUUUGUAUAUGUGUGCUUGAUUGCAUUCUUAAAGGGGUAAUAACAUAAGGAAUACAUUUUUCCCUGAUCUUUUAACUUAUAUGAGUUCAUUGUACUUUAAAUAUAUACUGUACAUUUUUGAACUCAAUGUCCUCCUCACUACAGAAAGAGCAUUUGAAACCAAUCUGCCAAAAUGACUCAUUCUCAAUUUCCUCAACAUUGUGAUGUCACACUGUGGUAAACUUUUGCGUCUGACCACCUCCACAACAACACAUCAACUCCUACUUUACCUUAUUACUUCAGUAGCCCCGCCAGUAGCAGUAAUUAGUGAGAUGGCAAGUAGAGAGCAGGUCAGUCAAGAGCCUUGGAUGGUUAAAUGUAUUUGACUAUAUGCAGUUCUUGACAUAACAAUGUUUUAACACUUGAUAGAUUGACAGAAACUCUAAAAUGUCAAUCCAUGAGACUGAAAGCUAUACAGUCUGGCAGGCCUUAUACUCACACACACACUCACACUUAAAUGGACAGACACUAUCCAAUAUGUGCACCAGAACUGGCCAGUAGAGUUUCUCCGUUCAUGCAAUAUGAAAGGAAUAGUUCAACCAAAUAUUAUCUCAUUAUGUACUCAUCCUCAUGCCAUCCCAGAUGUUUGUGACUUUCUUUCUUCUGCAGAACACAAAUGACCACUUUUAGGAGAAUUUUUCAGCUCUGUAGGUCCAUACAAUGCAAGUGAAUGGGUGCCAAACAUUUGAAACUCCAAAAAUCACAUAAUGCCAGCAUAAAAGUAAUCCAUUUGACUCCAGUGGUUAAAUACAUAUUUUCUGAAGCAAUAUGAAAGGUGUGGGUGAGAAACAGGUCAUUUAUUCACGUCAUUUUUGAUAGAAAUUCUUCUUCCUGCCCAGAAGGGAGCGUAUGCAUAAAGAAUAUAAAUCACCAAAAACACAAGAAGAAGAAAGUGAAAGUUAAAGUGGAGGCUGACUGAGCAGGAAGGAGAAUGUAUAGUACAAUUGGACAUAAAUAUUGAUCUGUUUCUCACCCACACCUAUCAAAGUUACACACUUCUGGGAUGGCAUGAGGGUAAGUAAAUGAUGAGAGAUGAGAGUCUUUUUUGGGUGAAAUCCCUUUAAUUAUUAUCCUGCUCAGGAGCAAUUUAUGUCUUGUACUGUUAUUAACACAUAAAUCAUAAUAUCUUGUACUGUUAUUUUUGUAGUUUGAAAGAUGCAAAACUGAGAGGUGUUAUGAUUUGAGAUUAUUUGGUAUACAAUGGUAUGUGUUUAAGUAUUGUAACCUUUUAACUGCCUUUUUUAUUUUAUUUGUAAUCUAUCUUCAUGUUAAUUAAUUCAAAAUGAAUCUUCGUGGAUUGUAUUAGUUUACCCAAAAUGACUUGAACCUAUCCUGUUGUAGCAGGAUCUGCUGAAAGCUUCUUAAAGACUGUACAUGUGAAUCGAAACAUCUUUUAGGGAUCUUUGUAUGUGUUUUGUAUGGUUUUGUGGCUGUGUCUUUGUCAUAUUAUGUAAUAAGAUAUAUUAACCUAAUGAAAUCAUUAGUCACAAGAAUCUGAUGGUUUUUAGAUAUAGGAACCUUACCAGCAAGGAUAUAAAGCCAUGUACUCAAUUUUGUUUCUGAGUAUGUUUUCACCCCUCCCAACAACACCUGUUAUAAUGCUUACAUGCAUAGUUCCUUAGGAAUAGCAAAACUAAGAAUCAAAGUGGAAAACCCCCCAAUAAUGGCAAGAACAGGGAGACAUUUAAUCGUAUAAAGUCUUAUGCAAUGCUUUGUAUUUCUUAUUACAAUUCAUGAAUAUUUAUACUGACAACAUUGUAACUGUGUA